AUGUAUUUCCACGCCCACUUCAAAAACCUGCUGCGUUGUCUAGCGGUAGUCUUACUUCUCAGGGGUGCGUCCACACCUGCAGCGGCGGAACCUGAAUAUGAAGACGCGUUUGAUUACGACGUGGUCAUCAAACGCAUCAAGGAUGCAGCACACUACUUGACCGAUUGCACUAUUGACCAACUAGCGCAGUACUGCACCACGGAAACGGCACUCAACUUCGAGUGCUUCCGUACCAUUGGAAGGUGCAUACCAGGAACUCUGAGGAAGGUAGCCAUAUUGGGGGGAGAUAAAGGUGCCGAUGAGGAGGAGGAGGAGGAGGAGCCAAUCUCCGAAUCAGAGGAACUGUAA
Molecule: messenger RNA, 348 nt
Organism: Babesia bigemina
Lineage: Eukaryota; Apicomplexa; Aconoidasida; Piroplasmida; Babesiidae
Product: membrane protein, putative
Exons: 2
Coding region: 1-348 (115 amino acids)
Source: RefSeq, a predicted model, not a curated record